Anoplophora glabripennis (Asian longhorned beetle) is the source of this 4423-nucleotide messenger RNA. RefSeq names its product GRIP and coiled-coil domain-containing protein 2 (gene GCC185). Bases 99 to 4349 code for a protein of 1416 amino acids. Lineage: Eukaryota; Metazoa; Arthropoda; Insecta; Coleoptera; Cerambycidae. The transcript is spliced from 4 exons. The record is from RefSeq and is a predicted model, not a curated record.
UCAAAAUGUGUUGAUGUGUUAAAGUUUAUGUGAUUUUUAGAAUGUUGUAGAAAUAAGUUUAAAGAUAUAGCACCCAGCAAAUUUAUUAAGGCUUUAAAAUGGACACUAGCAUUUCAAACGAGGCGAAAAAGUCAAAUUUGGAAGAAUUAUCUAGAGAAGAACUUUUAAAAAAGUGCAAAGGCCUGUUAACCAUAGCCCAAAAAGCUAAACAUGCCAAAGACUUAUUACAAGAAGAAAAUACUAAGUUGAAACAGGAAAUAAUUAACAAAAGUAAAAAUGACGUAUCAGAAGAACUCGUAGAAAGUUUGACCCAGCAAAAAUUGUCGUUAGUUAACACAAUCGAAGAUUUAAAAGCACGAAACAGUUCUUUAGAUAGCAAACUACAAAUUUUUGAAAAGGAGUUACAAACAUGCCAAGAAAAGUUAAAUACAGCAGACAACGAAAGUGUAUCUUAUAAGAGGCAAGUGACAAGAUUAACAGAUGAAAAUGAACAACUCAUAACACAUUUAGAUUCAUUAGAAAAACAAAUCGAAGAGCUAAACAAAAUUGGUAUUCAGCAAAGACAACAGUUGUUAGAGUUGGAAUCUAAUGCUAAGGAUAAUAAGAAUGUUAUCGACGAAAACAAGAUUACAGAAUUGCAGUGUAUGUUGAGUGUUAGUUUAGAAGAAGUGAAAAAAUUAAAGAAUGAAAAUAUUAGUUUAAAUGAAAAAGUUGAUAACUUGAAUGUCAGUCUGUCAGAAAAAAAUAAAAACAUUUUAUUAAUAAGUGAUGAACUCAAAUCAAAAUGUGAUAUUUUAAAUAAAGUAACUUUGGAAGUAAAUGAAUUGCAAAGCAUGAAAGAGGCUAGAAACGGAAUUUUAGAAGAUUAUGAGAAACUUAAAACUCAAUGUAUAGAAUUAUAUGAAACCAACAAAUUACUUCGGAAAGAAAACGGAAUUAACAAACAACUUGAGAAAAAAAUUAUGGAAUUAGAAAAACAUGGUGAUAGACUAAAAGAGAAGUUAAAAUUAUACCACUCAAAAAUUACUAAAUUUGCUGGUAGUGCAAGAGCUCUAAAAGAAGAAAAAAAUGCAAUAUUACAGCUAUUCAAACAGUAUACGGAUCAAGUGAAAGAAUGGAAAGAACAAUUGAACCAUGCAUCAAGAAAUCUGGUUUCGCAUGUAAAUGUAAUUGAGUCGGAAAACGAAAAAUUAAAACAAGACAUUAUAUACCUUAAAGAAGAAGAUAAUAAUCGUCAAUUAGAUCAAGAAACAAAUUUAAAACAUGAAUUUAAUGAAACUAUAGCAGAUUACGAAUCACGGCUGAAAACAUUAAAAGUGGAAAACGAAGCCGAAAUUAACAUUAUAAAGAACAAGUUGCAAGAUGCUACAAAAAUCAUUGACGAAUAUAAAAAUCAAAUAGAAAUUUUAAACACUGAAAAAGAAGAUAUCAAUAGAAACUUGAAUUCUCAAAGAGAUAUAAAUAAAACUCUUGCAGAAGAAUUUGCGUCAAUAAAAGGUGAAAGCGAUAAACUUAUUAUGGAGUUAAAUGAAUUUAAAAUAAAUAAUUCAAAUUUGAGUAAUCAAACGCAAAGUCUUUUGAGUUCAAAUGAAGAACUGAAACAUCAAAUAGAUCUAUUGACUAGUGAAAAGAAAAGUAUUAAUAUUAUUAUUAAAGAAAAUGAUGCAACAAAGAAAAAACAGUUAGAAGACUAUCAAAAUAAAUUAUUAGAAAGUGAAAAACACGUAAGUGACCUUCAAAUACAGUUAAGAAAAUACGAAGAUGAUGAGAAGAAACUAGCCGAAAGAUCAAGUGAAGAAAUCAUGAAACUUGUUGAAGAAAGUAGGGUAUUGACUGAGUUAAAUAUUACCUUGCAAGAAAAAGUGGACGAAUUUGAAAAGAAACGAUUAAACUUGUCUAACAGUGAAGUUCAAACCGGUGAUGAUCUGAUCCCGGCCAACGAAUUAGAUCAGGUAGCCAACUUGAAGAGAGAAAAUACAGAAUUAUUGUCCGAGAUGAACGAAAUGAACCAAGCCCUUAAAGAAAGGGGCGAAAACAUAUCAAAACUGGAAGCCCACUGUGAGGAAAUUAUGAAGAAACUACAGAUUUACGAAACUCAAGCUAACAAAAACGUGGACAGUAUUAGUGAAAAGGAGGAGAUUAUUAAAAGUUUAACAGAAGAGGUCAAUUCACUUAGAAAAAGUGUCAAUAAUUCUGGUAACGGAAAUGUUGACCCUUUGAAAGAAGAAGAAAUUAACAGACUGAAAAAUGAAAUAGAAAACCUCAAAGAAAAACUGAACUCUAAUCUUGAAACGAGUUAUGCUGAGAGUGAAACCAUGUCGACUUCUACCGUUUCUAGAACAGAAGACAUCAACAGGCUGAGAGAUUUAGAAGGCUCUUGGGAAGAACGAUAUGGAAAAUUAAGAAACUUGGCUAUAAAACUAAAAGGAAAAAUUAGGGAACUCUCAAACACACUAACGAAAGAACAGACAGAAAAAGACGACUUGCAGAAAAAGUUGGCAGCAAAUCUAAAAACCAUUCAGACAUUACAAAACCAAUCAGACAAAUUACAGGAUGACCUAGAGAACAGCAAACAAGAGUGUAAGCAAUACUUGAACCGUCUGAAUACUAUAGCAGAGGAUAUCUCCAAAGAUAAGCAAUCACUCGUAAGCAAAGACGAUAUUAUAAGCGACUUGAAGAAGGAAGUCGACACUUUAAAAACAGAGAAGCAAUCAACCGAAAACUGGAAGAAACAAGUAAGCGCAAAAGUACAAACAUUGCGCAAAGAAUUGGAGGCUAACAACUUGCUGAAAAAAGACUUUGAAAACAAAACUACUAAGCUCACCGCAGACCUAGAGGCGAAAGAACAAGCUUUGAAAGCCGAGGUGGAAAGUCACAAGCAGACAAAAAGUUUGUUAGAUGCAUCAAAUAAUGAAUGCAAGAAAAACUCUGUGCUUAGUCUGGAAAUGCAGGAUUAUGAACGCAGUGUGAAGGAAACCGCCAAGAAACUGGAAAAACAACAGGAGCAAAUAACAAAAUGGAAAGGACAAGUGGAAUCACAAAAAGGUACCAUCAAUGCCUUAAGAGAACAGAAUAAAAUGUUGGAAGAACGAGUCCAAGUGAUGGAAGAGAAUUUAAAUUCCGCCACAUCAGAAGUCAACACUUACAAGAAGAAGGUUACUCAGUUAGAAGAAGAAAUCCAACAAAAAGAAGAGAAAAUUCUGAGUAUCAACCAACAACUCGAGACUUCUCGGUCUGAAACUGAAGAACUAUCCACCGAACUUUCCAAAGUCAUAGCAGAACACCAGAAGACGAAUAAUAUCCUCAAAAAUGAAAGAGAUCUUCUACGUAGUCAAACUUUAGGCCUCCAACAGAACUUGAGGGAAGCCCAGGAUACCCUCAAGCUUAAAGAAGACGAAUUGUUGGUUAUUCGCAGCGAAUACGAAAGUUACAAAGUUAGGGCGCAAAGCGUAUUAAGGCAGAACCAAAACAGAGAUGUGGGAAUAGAAGAAAAGCUCACCGAAGAAGUGGCUAGUCUGAAGGUGCAGAACUCCCAGUUGACCAAGGAAAUAAAACUAUUGGAAGAAGCAAAUGAGAAAUUGGUCAUAGAGAAGGGGGAAAAUUUGAAGAAAAUCCAAGAAUUAGAGACAGAUAUCGAAGAGAUGAAAUCGCAGUUCGCUCAGUUGUCUGCCAAGCAUCAGACAGCUUUGAAUGAGCACACAGAGACAGUUAGGAGCCUGAAAUUACACGCAGACACUCUGUCCCAGUGCUACCGCCAGCAAAUCGCCGAGCAAGAGUCCCGCCACAACAGAGAAAUCAUAGAGUUACAGAGCCGUAUCGAAAAAUCUUCCAGCCCCGUCGAAACGCCAACGGUACUCCCCAGCACGGCUAGGGAAGAAGGAGAGGGUUCGGAGAGUAUCGAAAGCAAUAAUCCCCCCAAGAUAUACCCAGUGCCCUUGGAAAGACUGCUCGGAUCGGAUUCUGAUCAGGAGCUCGUCCAAACGAAGAAGCAGAUCGCCGAACAGGAGUCCAAACUCAUGCACUUGACGGCUCUGUUGUCCGAUACGGAGCAGGAUCUGGCGAAACACGUGCAGAUGAAUAAGUUGCUGAAGGAGGAGAUCCGCAGGCAGCAGAGGUCUGAAGAGCGGGAGAAGCAUGCCGAGAAUUUGGAAUAUCUGAAGAACGUCGUUUUCAAGUUUGUGACGUUGCACAGCGGAGACGAGAGAUCCAGAUUAGUCCCAGUUCUGAAUACGAUCUUGAAAUUAAGCCCCGAAGAAACCCAGAAGCUAAAUACCGUCGCCAGAGGUGACUCGGGCAUAAAAGGGUGGACAAACUACCUGCCAGCGUGGCCAUCUCCCAGUAAACCUUAGUAAUAACCACUAUAAUUUUAUGUAUGUAAAUAUUUAUGAUGUAAAUAUGAAAAAUAAAUAACAUUAUUAUUCUU